Messenger RNA from Colletotrichum costaricense, 2142 nucleotides. RefSeq lists its product as uncharacterized. NCBI's taxonomy places the organism in Eukaryota, Fungi, Ascomycota, Sordariomycetes, Glomerellales, Glomerellaceae. The annotation marks the transcript as partial. The record is from RefSeq and is a predicted model, not a curated record. The transcript has 4 exons.
UUUAGAUCUUAUAACGAAGCAAACGACGACAAAGCGACGGAUGCCUUCUAUCUCAUAGACCACACGUUGAUUGAGCAAGCUUUACAAGCGCUAGAGAGCAUGGACAUGAAACUACCGAUAGUAACAUCACGGGACCACCCAAAGCCGAGAGUUAAUACUUCGAAAGUCGUUCAGCAAAACAUCAUCAAGAUAUUCACCACACAGAAUCCAGUGUCCCAGAAGAGAAUGCUCGCAGUUUCACGAACUCCGUCAAACACACGCUUCUAUUUCCGCACAAAAGACGCAGCGCUGUUUCGUGCCAUGGAAAAGGGUCUUUUUGACGGAUCAUCCUUGAGUGAAGUUUCUCAAGAAGGCUGGGAUAAGAUGAUCGAAGUCUGGAAGAACACCGUCGACUGUCAGAAGCUGCAUGAGAAUAAUACCGAUGUCGAUUGGAACGAGCCGCUAUGCUUUGCAUUAUCGAUUACCAUGGCGCGCAACCAGAAGAAUAUUCUUUCACUUCUCAAAGAUCUCACGCAACAGAACCGAGAAAAAAACGACAAGAAGGCCUCUAGUUCUUCUAUGAAGCACCACUUCCCGUUCGGCAAUACAAUAAAGCUACGAAACAUUGUCGAGCUCGAAGACGAAUGGCUGUACAAAAAACCCCUCUUUUUCAGCCAAGGUGCUUUGAACAUGCCAAAGACAACUGAUGACACGCCUAUUCUGGGUGUUUUGAUCGAUGUGCCCAAGGCUGGCAAAGGAGCAGAGGCUAGGAAGGAAGACUCUCGGUCGGUAACGAUAUCUAGGGUCAGCACAAUGGAAAAUCUUUUGGACCGGAGGCUCAGAACGCCCAAAGAUGCCAAGAAAAGACUCUGGGCCAUGUUCUCCGCUGGACCGGAUGAUAUCACUCAUUGUGAGAACACUGCUGGACCAGAUCCCAUUACGCAGCACCAGAUGGCCAACUUCCACCAGAGCCACAAAUCUUUUGAAAAACAUUUUGAAGAGGAUACUGUGCCAAAGAUGAAUACAUGGACGACUGAGCUUCACUUGUCAUUCUACGACAUUCUUGAGGGAAACAAAUCUCAGAAAGAACCGCAGGAUACAGGGGAUCUAAGCCUGCCGCCUACAGAAGCAAAGCUUGUCGAUACCUUCCUGACGAGAGUUCCCGCAAGCUGUCAGAUUGAAAGGGACUUUUUUGAUCGAUACUGGUCCUGUCGCUACUGGAAAUUAGAUCAACACGAUAAGAAAAGCGACGGCUCACAUACGAACAACGAUGACCACUCGUCAAUCACGGAUGAAGAUCGUAGCCAGAGGUCCACAGAGCCUGACAUGCAUAUCAGCAGGACUGUGGUCGAAGCGAUGAUGACUCUUAUGCUCAAGACUGAGAAGGAACCCACGGCUCAAGAUUUACAGAAAGGUCCUUGGCAACAAAGACGAGUCCUGGAGCUUUUGCUCGUGAGGAGAAUACUCAAAAAGAUGCUCAAAAGCUCGGACAAAAUCCUGAAGAUGGCUCGAUCAAGCAUAGAAAAGGUGUUCCAGCAAGUUCAAGACGUCCUUCAAGUGGUAGAAGGAGAUCUGGCGGAGAAUUUGGCACAGAUGGAGUUAUGGCGCACUCGGGAAAAAGACCGUCAGGCAGAAAAGCCGCGAUGGACCUUGAACGACGAAAACCGCUACCGAGUUAUCAUUGUGAAACUGCGUGUUUCGAAUGAACACGAUGUUCAGAAGCUGAAGCGGAUUCAUCUGGAAAUUGCGAGCUUGAAUGAGCUUCUUGCGACAAGGUUAGAGGUCAUGCGGAACGAUCUGGAACAGCGUCGGGCGAACGACACCCAGAAGUUUACCUACGUUACUGUCGUGUUUCUACCUCUAGGUUUCGCAACUGGGGUGUUCAGCAUGAGCGGUACACCCCUCGUUAGCAUGGUGUUCACCGCGAUCGUGUCUUUGGUUGUCACUGCGCUGAUGCUAGGUGUCACGCAGGCGUUCGACUCUAGGACACUCACCAAGUGGCGAAAGCAGGCCAUUGAGGCUGAAUUUGCAUUCCCCAAGAACUUACAGACCAUACAGAACAAGAAGAAGCUGGCGGACCCGGAGAGGGCAGACGCUUCAAGGUUGGGUGGUGGGGCUGGGGCUUCGAGAGAACGAAGAGCUUCGCUGGAGAGGAGAGCUUGA